AAGGUAGGUAGGUAGUAUUACGGUACUCUCCAUUUCGGCCAGUUACCUGUAACUAGUUACCUGGGUAGCGCCAAAGAUGCCGCCAAAGUUCGUUUUUCAGGGUCCGGUGAGCACAUUAAAAUUAGAAAGACACGUUUAACAAGUGUGUGUGUGUAUCUCGGAGGAAAAUACCGCUCGCCGCUCAACGCAACGGGUUCGUCUGGUUAAGCGGAGUCGCUUUCAGGAUUUCAGAGCGGAUUCGUCGCGGUCAACGUCUGUAAGAAACGGUUCGUGCGGACAGUUCUAUUCUUUGUCUGACACUUCUUCGGUUCGGAAAUUAAAACAUCACGCGAAAUAAUACGGACUUUAGUGGCGUUGCGGUGCUUAACACGAAAAUGUGAAUCAUGUGUUGUGUGCUCUAUUUAUUCAGUUCAUCGUAAAGGUAAAAAAUAGAAAGAAAAACAAAACCAACCACCAUGGGCUUUUCCACGAACCUACAGGGCAAAGUUGCUCAUGAAGCGCUUUUGUCUCGUCAAGAGGCAGAGCUGAGACUGCUCGAAACGAUGAAGAGGUGUAUAAAUAUUAAAGUUAAGUGCGAGAAGGAUUACGCUGCCGCUUUGAGUGCUGUCGCAAGCCAGGGGAUGAAGAUUGAUCGAGGGGAUGAUUUAACAGGAAGUGUUGUAUGUGCCACAUGGAAGACGAUGAUGGAAGAGUUAGACAAUACCGCAAAACUUAUAAGACACAACGCGGACAACGUAGAAAAUAAAGUAGUAGAUGCCUUAAAUGCUCUCUGUGCCGAAAAAAGGAAAGUUAGAAAGGCAUACCAAGAAGAACACAAUCGCAUUUCUCAUCAAUUUAGUCAAUUAUCUGAGGAGGUUAAUAGGAAGAAGGUUGAUUAUCAGAAGUACCUAGAUCUGUAUAAGCUGAUGAGGUGUAAAUUCGAAGAAAUAUAUAUAAAAGGUGGUCGCGGUGGUAGAAAACUUGACGAAGUCAGAGAUAAAUAUCAGAAGGCCUGCAGGAAACUCCAUCUGACUCAUAACGAAUACGUGUUGCUUUUAUGCGAAGCGGCCGAAUUCGAAAAAGAUUAUCGAACAGUGCUUUUACCGGGGCUAUUGGAACACCAGCAGUCAUUACAAGAGGCGUUUGUAGCUACAUGGAAACAAAUUCUUCAAGAUAUCGUCAGCAAUUCAGACUUAACUUCGGAGAAACACUGUGAAAUCCAAAAAAGGAUAAAUUCUAGUUUGGAGUCCAUAAAGCCAGCGGAAGAGUACAAAGACUUUACUGAAAAAUAUAAGACUACACCUACUGAACCUGUAAAAUUUACAUUCGACGAGAGUUUGGUGGAAGAUUCAGCCGGAAAACUUCUGCCCAACCAACUUACAGUGGACAAUUUGACAGUCGAAUGGUUGAGGAAUAAACUUACCGAAUUAGAAGCUAGUAAUAAGGAAAAUCAAGAGAAACGAAUUGUACUGGUCAAUGGACAUAAUAGUGAUAGUUUAGUUAAUGGAAAACCUCUUUCCAACGAAAUUAAUAAUAGGUUAUCAGUUAUAAGUUUGGAGUCAUCGAAAAAAGAAGUAAACGAAUUAAAAUGUCAGGAGCGGAAAAUGUUAAAGCAAAUCGAACUCAUCAAAAGUGCCUUAAAUGAGUUAGGUUGUGAAGAAGUGCCAUCGGGUUGUGAUAUAUCUAUUGAUAAUCAACCUGCUUUUAUAGAAAGUCCAAGAGAACAGGGUGACGGUUCUCAGAGUACACUAAACAAACAUUUGUCGGCCUUCGACUCUCAUCGCCUGGUAAAAAUGUUGCCCAAUGUCCUUAGAAAGCCUUUUAGGCGGAGAAGUGCUCCUUCUUCGCCUAUAGCUCCCCCUAGGACUAAAGGUCGGAGGGAGUCGGUGCCUCGUAGUGAAGGAGGCGAUCCAGUUUCUCUUACAACUAAUAAGUCCUUGGUAGAUGAGGAAUGGUUCCACGGAGUCCUUCCUCGUGAAGAAGUGGUUAGGCUCCUUACGACGGAUGGAGAUUUUCUUGUUAGAGAGACAACGAGAAACGACGAGUGCCAAACAGUCCUUUCAGUUUGCUGGGGUGGACAUAAACAUUUUAUAGUACAAACGACUGCCGAGGGUCAUUAUAGAUUUGAAGGACCCGCAUUUCCUAGUAUACGAGACUUAAUCCUGUAUCAAUUCAACAGCGGCCUACCAGUGACCCAACGAUCAGGUGCCAUUUUAUACAAGCCCAUUCCACGAGAAAGGUGGGAAUUGAAUAACGACGACGUCAUCUUGCUGGAUAAAAUUGGACGGGGAAAUUUUGGUGACGUGUACAGAGCUCAACUAAAAAAUAGCAACGAUAUAGUAGCGGUGAAGACAUGUAGGGUAACAUUACCAGAAGAACAUAAAAAGAAGUUCUUACAAGAAGGCAGAAUACUCAAACAAUACGACCAUCCAAACAUUGUUAAAUUGAUUGGAAUAUGUGUUCAGAAGCAACCAAUCAUGAUUGUUAUGGAAUUAGUGCCUGGUGGAUCAUUAUUAACAUUCUUGAGAAAGUCUGCUUCAACAUUAACAGAAAAUCAAUUAAUGAAAAUGUGCUUGGAUGCGGCCGCUGGUAUGAGGUAUCUUGAAUCGAAGAACUGCAUACACAGAGACUUGGCAGCUCGCAACUGUUUAGUAGGAUAUAACAAUAUUGUCAAAAUAUCAGACUUUGGGAUGUCCAGAGAAGAAGAGGAAUAUAUUGUUUCCGAUGGGAUGAAGCAGAUUCCAAUAAAGUGGACUGCCCCCGAAGCUUUAAAUUUUGGAAAAUAUACGUCUCUAUGUGAUGUUUGGAGUUAUGGUAUCCUAUGUUGGGAAAUAUUUUCAAGAGGAGGAACUCCUUAUAGCGGCAUGAACAAUUCGAAAGCCAGAGAAAAAAUUGACGGCGGUUACAGAAUGCCAGCACCGGAAAAUACACCCGACGAAAUGUACCGAUUAAUGUUAAGAUGUUGGGAAUACAAGCCCGAAAAUCGACCAAACUUCGAACAAGUUUAUACGGUCGUCGAGACACUUUGCAGCGCAUAUCGGGCAACGUUUUGCUAAAAUUGCUAAAAUACAACUUUUAUAUAAAUCUGUGAUUUUUUGUCCAUAUAGUGAAGUAAGUCUAAAAUGUAAAAAAUAAAUAAGAGUUAAAUAAAAAAAUAAAUUGCCAUGGGGUUCAGUGUCGUACUGUUCUUUAUUAUAUUAAGUUUAAAUACUAAGUUCGUUUAUAGUCUGUUUAUUUUUGACACAACUGACUCAAUCAACCCCAUGUGAGUAUCUCAAGUUUGUUGUUACUGUUACAAAUGUAUCCAUAUUACUUUUUAUAUGUUUGGUGUAAAAUAAUAAUUGUAUGUUGAGUGCAUGUCCAGUUGUUUUUACUGUGAUUAUUAAUUACUUUAUUUUAAUAAACAAUAUUUCCACUA
Messenger RNA from Sitophilus oryzae (rice weevil), 3397 nucleotides. RefSeq names its product tyrosine-protein kinase Fer (gene FER). Gene Ontology annotation, molecular function: ATP binding; non-membrane spanning protein tyrosine kinase activity. Lineage: Eukaryota; Metazoa; Arthropoda; Insecta; Coleoptera; Curculionidae. The record is from RefSeq and is a predicted model, not a curated record. Gene Ontology annotation, biological process: peptidyl-tyrosine phosphorylation. The coding region runs from base 456 to 3035 and encodes 859 amino acids. The transcript is spliced from 15 exons.